This is a messenger RNA of Moesziomyces antarcticus, 642 nucleotides long. RefSeq lists its product as uncharacterized. NCBI's taxonomy places the organism in Eukaryota, Fungi, Basidiomycota, Ustilaginomycetes, Ustilaginales, Ustilaginaceae. Gene Ontology annotation, molecular function: metalloendopeptidase activity. Gene Ontology annotation, cellular component: extrinsic component of mitochondrial inner membrane. Bases 1 to 642 code for a protein of 213 amino acids. The record is from RefSeq and is a predicted model, not a curated record. The transcript has 2 exons. Gene Ontology annotation, biological process: mitochondrial proton-transporting ATP synthase complex assembly; mitochondrial protein processing.
AUGACGUCGUACGUGCCACGCGAGCUGGAAACGCCGCAAGAAACGGUGGAACGCGAGCGGUGCGAGCAAUGGACGCACGAGCUCUUCCGCACCUCGCCCAUGGUCCGCUUCAUGGCCAAGCAUCUCUCGCUCCUCGACUGCGAUCCGCUCUCCCCGCGCACACCCACACCUUCAUCGAGCACCACCCCCACCGAGGCGAAGCUCGUCAUCGCUCCAUGUCCACCGACGAUUGCGGGGGGAUUUUCACCCUCUGCAGCGGGAGAGCCAACAAGUGGGUCGUCGAUCCUGCUGUGUUCGAACCAGAUCAUGUCCAAGGCGCAUCUGGAAGACACGCUGGCACACGAGAUGGUGCACUGGUUCGACCACUGCCGCUUCCUCGUCGACUGGUCCAACCUCAGACACCAUGCAUGCUCCGAGAUCAGAGCGGCGAGUCUGAGCGGCGAUUGUGGGUGGGCGAGGGAGUGGCAGAGAAGGAAUUACGGAUUCAAGUUGCAACACCAGAAGUGCGUCAAGCGCAGAGCGGUCAUCAGCAUCCUUGCCAACCCGGCCUGCAACGGCGAUAAGGAAAAGGCGGAAAGGACCGUAGACGAGGUGUUUGAUUCCUGCUUCCGCGAUACAAGACCUUUCGACGAGAUCUACUAA